UCUCGAGCCGCGCCGAGCGCCGCAGACGCGCCGCCACACGUACACAACACGUACGCGCGCCGAGCCGUAGCCAAGGAGAGGGACGGAGAGCCAGAGCCGCUCGUCUACGGCGGUGUGUGCGUUUUAUAUAUCGCGUGCGCCUGCCACCCUGCGCCGUCAUUACUCGCUCGUCCUUCGUCCGGGGAGGUACGUGUAUCGCGCGCCCGCAACCCACACGAGUACGCGCCCGCGACAGUGAUAAUAGAGGCUCGGGCGCGCACCCGCCCACACGACGUGUUUUCAUUCGUAGCGGUAGUCCGGCGAGUGUCGAGUUGUGCCAGUCGAGAUGCCGGCAGUGCAGUGUUGUGCCUGAGCGAAAGGAGCGGAGUCGAGGAGGCAACAUAAUCAGGAAGCCGCGAUACGGAGAGUCGUGGGAGUCGCCGCGACCGGGACGAUGAUACUCGCCCCGGACAGCAGUGUCCAACAGUGCGCGGCCCUGGCACAGCCCGCGGCCCCCCAACCUCACUCGCCAGUCAUGUCGUCGACUGGUCAGGGUGUCCUCGGCAGUCAGCAGCCCGCGAUUGCCCAACUUCCGAGGCUGCCGCCCGAAUACGUGCGCAUGGCCGUCACAUCGUGCGCCAGCGUCCACUGUCCCCCUCAAACGCCACAGUCACAGCAACAACAGUUCCAGGUCGGCACGCCGACAGCGACCGCCACGGCCAUGCCCACCAUGGACUCCACGGUCUCGUCGGCACGACCUGAGCCCGAGCUCAACAUAGAAUUCGAUGGAACGACGGUGCUGUGCCGCGUUUGCGGUGACAAGGCCUCAGGCUUCCAUUAUGGCGUCCAUUCCUGCGAGGGAUGCAAGGGCUUCUUCAGGCGCAGCAUACAGCAGAAGAUCCAGUAUCGGCCCUGCACGAAAAAUCAACAGUGCAGCAUACUGAGAAUCAAUAGGAAUCGCUGCCAGUACUGCCGACUUAAGAAGUGCAUCGCCGUCGGCAUGAGUCGCGAUGCCGUGCGAUUCGGGCGCGUGCCCAAGCGCGAGAAGGCCAGGAUUCUGGCUGCCAUGCAGCAGAGCUCCCAUAGCCGCUCGCAGGAGAAGGCGGUGGCCGCGGAGCUCGAGGACGAGCAGCGACUGUUGGCCACCGUUGUCCGCGCCCACUUGGAUACGUGCGAUUUCACCCGUGACAAAGUCGCCCCGGUUCUCGCGAGAGCCCGCGAGACGCCCAACUACACAGCCUGUCCACCGACACUGGCGUGCCCGCUGAAUCCGAACCCGCAGCCGUUGACCGGACAGCAGGAGCUCUUGCAGGAUUUCUCAAAGAGGUUCUCGCCGGCGAUCCGCGGCGUGGUCGAGUUUGCCAAGCGCAUACCCGGCUUCAGCCUACUGGCCCAGGAGGACCAGGUGACCCUCCUCAAGGCCGGUGUCUUCGAAGUCCUUCUCGUGCGGCUAGCUUGCAUGUUCGAUGCCCAGACGAACAGCAUGAUUUGCUUGAAUGGUCAGGUGUUGAAACGCGAGUCAAUUCACAAUAGUAGCAACGCUCGCUUCCUCAUGGACUCGAUGUUCGACUUUGCCGAGCGUGUGAACUCCCUCAGACUCUCGGACGCCGAGCUUGGCCUCUUCUGCUCGGUGGUGGUAAUAGCGGCUGACCGACCGGGGCUGCGAAACACCGAGCUCGUCGAAAGGAUGCACAACAAAUUACGCAACGCACUGCAAACCGUGCUAGCCCAGAAUCACCCGCAGCACCCAGACAUUUUGCGCGAGCUGCUCAAAAAGAUCCCCGAUCUGAGGACUCUCAACACUCUACACUCUGAGAAAUUGCUCGCUUUCAAGAUGACGGAGCAGCAGCAGCAACUGCAAGCUCAACAAGCACAACAAGCCCAGCAGCAGCAACAACAACAACAACAACAACAACAACAACAACAACAACAAUCCCAUCCGCAGCAACAGCAGCAUUGGCCUAUGGAGGAAGAACAUGCAGCCUCCUGGAGCUCGACCUCGGACAUAACGCUUGACGAAGCCGUGAAGAGCCCACUCGGCAGUGUAUCUAGCACCGAGAGCACCUGCAGCGGUGAAGUUGCCGCUCUCACCGAGUACCAGCAAACGGAGUACAAGCAUGUAGUGCCGACCUCAGGACAUCAUGCCUCGAGCGCUCCCCUCCUCGCGGCGACACUCGCCGGCGGUCUUUGUCCCCAUCGUCGAAGAGCCAACUCCGGCAGCACGAGCUCCGGUGAGGACGAGCUUCAUCGAGCUAGCCUCGCUAAAACACCCCAGCCACCUCAGUGUCCGCGCUUCCGUAAGCUCGACUCUCCGAGCGACAGCGGUAUCGAGUCGGGUACCGAGAAACCCGACAAGCCGGCCAGCAGUAGCACCAGUAGCGCCCCCACGAGCGUCUGCUCCAGUCCGCGCUCCGAGGAUAAGGAGGUCGAAGACAUGCCCGUGCUGAAGCGAGUACUCCAAGCGCCACCCCUCUACGACACCAAUUCACUUAUGGAUGAAGCUUACAAGCCACACAAAAAAUUCCGCGCCCUCAGACAGAAGGAUAGCGCGGAGGCGGAACCAGCUGUAAGCCAACACCACGCGCAGUCUCAGCUUCAUCUGCACCUGACCGCACCGACUGCGAGGAGCCCCUGCUCUGCGCAGCCACAACUUCUCCAAUCGGCUCUGAAAACCGAAUGCCCCCAGACUGCUAGCCUCCUCAGUAGCACGCAUUCGACCUUGGCCAAGAGCCUCAUGGAGAGCCCAAGGAUGACGGCCGAACAACUCAAGCGCACUGACAUCAUCCAUAAUUACAUAAUGCGAGGUGAGGCGAGUUCGUCGCCCAGGUCAUCGCCCGUAGCGCCGGCUUGCUCACCAUCACCUGCUGAGCAAUGCGCCUCGACGACGACCCUCACUGCUCGUUCGUCGCCCGUCCACCAGCAAGGAUCUCAAUUAGGAUUACUCCAAUGCGCGGUGCAAUCAAGCUACGCACAGCAGAGGUGGCCGGCUGCUACGUCCGUUAUUACGACAACGACGGGUGCAAGGCAGCAGCAUCAGCAACAACAGCAACAACAACAACAACAGCAGCAGCAGCAGCAGCAGCAGCAGCAGCAACAGUCUUCCUCGGACUACCUGUUAGCUGGAAAUUCGUCGCCUGCCUCGUCACCGAGGUACCUAUCGGUCGCAGCGACGAGCAGCACGAGCACGAGCCCUCGGCCUACCUCCAGCGGGACGACUCUCGUCAUCUCUGGAUGCCCGAGCAACCUCGUCGAACUGCAGGUGGACAUAGCCGAUAGCCAACAGCCGCUCAAUCUCUCCAAGAAGUCACCAUCCCCCUCACCAAGGCCAUUAAUGCAGGGCUCGGCGUGCAAGGCCCUUUCACUCGAGGCGUAGUGCGAGAGGCGGCAGUGCCUGAGCCAGCAAUGCCAGAGUUGUCGACCAAGAUCGAAUCAACCCACCUGAUCGAGCACCUCGGCAUGGUGGACAAUCGGUCUCCUUCCCCCUAUGCCCCAGCGCAACGGCAAUAGCCUCUCGCCCUCUCCCCUC
This is a messenger RNA of Ceratosolen solmsi marchali, 3505 nucleotides long. RefSeq names its product ecdysone-induced protein 75 (gene E75). Gene Ontology annotation, biological process: cell differentiation; positive regulation of transcription by RNA polymerase II; negative regulation of transcription by RNA polymerase II. The transcript has 6 exons. Gene Ontology annotation, molecular function: zinc ion binding; RNA polymerase II cis-regulatory region sequence-specific DNA binding; nuclear receptor activity. Bases 434 to 3352 code for a protein of 972 amino acids. Lineage: Eukaryota; Metazoa; Arthropoda; Insecta; Hymenoptera; Agaonidae. The record is from RefSeq and is a predicted model, not a curated record.